AUGGCGAGCCCCACGCAGGACAUGAUCGACACGUACAUGAGCAUCACCGGCGCCUCUCACUCACUCGCGCUGCGAAAGCUUGAAGAAUAUGGAGGCAAUCUCAAUGAAGCCGUGAAUGCACAUUUUAGUGGUGGAGAUAGAGACUUUACAAAUCCGGGGUCUGCUGCUACCCCACAAUACAAUUUCACUCAUAUGACUGGUCAGAAUCAAGUUGCACCUCAUGCUGUCCCCCCAUACAAUUUCCCUCAUAUGAGUUCGCAGAAUCAAGUUGCACCACAAGGAGUUGUACCACUUCUCUCUGCUGCUAGGAGUUUCAGGCCAUCAUUACUAUUUGAUCCUAGUUACAGUAGGGAUCUCCUUAACCGGAUCGGUUCUGCAUUUACUGGUCGUGCACCAGUAAGUUCACAUCCAGGAGUUGUGGGGGGGUUUCCUGUAGAUUUAAACAGAGGGAAUGAUUAUCCUCAUCUCUCGGGACAGAGGCCUACUAUUCAGGACAUGACAGGAAAUCCACAUGGCAAUGAUGUGGAGGAAGAAAUGAUUCGAGCUGCUAUUGAGGCUUCAAAACGAGAGGCUGAAGUGGCUUAUCUGAAUACGCAAACCAGGGCUCUCAAUGUUUCUCCUGUUAAUGGACUUCCAGGAAAUCAAACUCACCAAGAUGAUGAUGAUGAUUUCGAUCGUGCACUUUCAUUGUCCCUGAAGACAGCAGAACAAGAGAAAGCGAUACGUGAGGAGAAAGGGAAAGACAGGAAUCCUGAACUGGCAUGGAAGCGAGGAAGGUCAUUGCACCAAAAUGGAGCUGAAUUUGUAGAACAGAAACAAGUGAGUCAAGAGUUGAAGCGUGAUGCUGGUAAAAAUCUUCAGCUGGGUAGCCUGGACAUUCAUUGUGAAGAGUUAGGCAGCAUUUCUUCCAAAGAGCUCGACGAAGCAAUAAUGCUUGAGACUGCACUUUUUGGCAAAUCUUCAUAUGCAACUAAUUUGCCAAGUCGUCCAAAUAUAAAUUUGGGUCCUAAUAUGCAGCCUGUACAUGGCCCCUCAUCAUCUGCUCCAACAACAAGACAAUUGCUAAGACAACAACAGGAUGAUGAGUAUCUUGCAUCCAUCUUGGCUGAUAAAGAAAAGGAAAUGCAUGGUGUCAAUGAUCCUGGAACUUGUCACUUAAAGGGAGUCAAAUCUGACAACAAAAAGAUCGAUACAUUGGAAGGUGAGCGAAUGCUAGCUGCAAAAAGUGCUUCACUUCCUUGCGAACCAGCAUCAGAUGAUGAGAAUGCUGUGACUCUUCUGGUUAAGGUGCCAAAUGGCAGCCGCCUUAGCCGCCGCUUUCACAAAUUUAACAAGCUUCAGAUUCUUUUUGACUUCAUAGAUGUUGGUGGAGUGGUGAAGCCUGGAACUUACAGAGUGGUGAGGUCAUAUCCUCGGCGUGCGUUUACUCUUGAUGACAGCUUAUUAACAUUGAGCGAAGUUGGACUGACGAAUAAACAAGAAGCCUUGUUUCUGGAAUUGAUUUAG
This is a messenger RNA of Prunus armeniaca (apricot), 1506 nucleotides long. Lineage: Eukaryota; Viridiplantae; Streptophyta; Magnoliopsida; Rosales; Rosaceae. The record is from the annotation of a GenBank genome assembly.